This is a messenger RNA of Nerophis lumbriciformis (worm pipefish), 1704 nucleotides long. The record is from RefSeq and is a predicted model, not a curated record. Lineage: Eukaryota; Metazoa; Chordata; Actinopteri; Syngnathiformes; Syngnathidae.
AUGGAUCCUGAGAACAAAGUGACUCCCGUGAAGAAGAGGAAGAAGAAAAAGAUGAUGUCCAUUCAAUUAAAGCAUGAAAUCAUUGAAAAAUAUGAGCGAGGCGUGCGUGUGGUGGACUUGGCCAGGCUGUAUGACCGCAAUACGUCUACUAUAUGUUCUAUACUGAAGCAAAAGGAGUCGAUUAAGGCUAUAACGCCUGCCAUGGGUGUCAAAAUCAUUUCAAGGCUUCGAACCUCUGUCCACGAGAAGAUGGAGAGGCUGCUGUUGGUGUGGUUGACAGAGAAGCAGCUUAGCAGAUGUCCUUUGACGGAGGGCGCCAUCUGUGAGAAAGCACGGGCCAUUUACACAGAUUUGCAGCAGCAGACACCGGGCUCUUCAACGGGCGGAGCGCCGGAAGACUCCUUCAAAGCCAGUCGGGGUUGGUACGACAAUUUCAGGAGGAGGAUCAGCUUCCCUUCCGACGUCCGGCCUGUUGCUGUGACGAGCUCGGACGUGAAUGAGGAUUACCGCAAAACAUUCAGCGAUGUGAUCGCGGCCGAAGGCUACGUCCCUCAGCAGGUCUUCAACUGCGACGAGACGGGGCUCUUCUGGAAAAGGAUGCCGAGGAGGACUUUCAUAACGACAGAAGAGUUGAAGACGCCGGGCCACAAACCUAUGAAAGAUCGGUUAACUCUAGCGCUUUGUGCAAAUGCGAGCGGCGACUGCAAGAUCAAGCCGCUGUUGGUGUACCAUUCGGAAAAUCCCAGAGCCUUUAAAUCACACAAGAUUAUCAAAGAAAAACUGCAGGUGAUGUGGAGGGCCAACCCGAGGGCGUGGGUCACCAGGCAGUUUUUUGUGGAAUGGGUCAACCUGGUCUUUGGUCCUGCCGUAAAGAAGUACCUCCAGGGAAAAAACCUACCCCUGCGAGCGCUUCUCGUCCUAGACAACGCCCCUGCUCACCCGCACAACCUUGAAGGUGACAUCCUUGAAGAAUUCAAAUUUAUCAAGGUUUUCUACCUUCCACCUGACACCACUGCUGUCCUGCAGCCCAUGGACCAGCAUGUGGUUUGUAAUUUCAAGAAGCUCUUCACCAAGCACCUGUUUCACCGCUGCUUCGAGGUGACGCAAAGCUCAAACCUCACGAUUCGAGAGUUCUGGAAAGACCACUACAACAUUGUGAUGUGCCUCAAAAUUAUCGAUAUGGCCUGGCAGGGUGUUACCAGGCGGACCCUGAUUUGUGCGUGGAAGAAGCUGUGGCCCGACGUUGUGUCGGAAAGGGCCAUAUUCGAGCCCGAGGAGGACGUUGUGGAGGAAAUAGUGUCCCUGGGGAAAUCCAUGGGCCUGGAAGUGGAUGAAGAAGACGUGAACGAGCUGGUAGAGGAGCACGCUGAGGAACUGACAGCGGAUGAGUUAAAAGCGCUCCAGACGCAGCAGCAUGCAAAGGUUUUGCAGCAAAUCGUUACCUCGGAGCACCCUGCGACAGAGGAAGUUAUCCCGACGAGUGAGAUAGUGGAAAUGUUGGAAAUAUGGGAGAGGCUUUCAGAUUUCAUUCAAAAGAAACACCCGGAAAAAGUGGCAACUGGAUGUGCCUCGUCGCUUUUUAAUGACACCUGCCUAGCUCAUUUCCGAAAUAUUUUGAAAGAGAGGAAGAAACAAUUAUUGAAAAGACCUGCCAGUGAAAUGGAGGAAAGCUUGUUGAAAAAGCCUAAAACAGAAGAUGAAUAA